Molecule: messenger RNA, 1874 nt
Organism: Megalops cyprinoides (Indo-Pacific tarpon)
Lineage: Eukaryota; Metazoa; Chordata; Actinopteri; Elopiformes; Megalopidae
Gene: atg4a
Product: autophagy related 4A, cysteine peptidase
Exons: 13
Coding region: 18-1250 (410 amino acids)
Molecular function (GO): protein-phosphatidylethanolamide deconjugating activity
Source: RefSeq, a predicted model, not a curated record
UCGAUGACAGCCGGAGGAUGGAGGCAGUUUUAGCCAAGUAUGAAAACCAGAUCAACGUGUUCUCUGAGUUUCUAGAAGACCUGCCUGACACAGAAGAGCCCGUGUGGAUUUUAGGGGAACGCUACAAUGUCAAAACAGAGAAAUCGGAACUGCUGGCCGACGUCCGCUCGCGACUGUGGUUCACGUACAGAAAGAAAUUCUCCCCCAUCGGGGGAACGGGGCCCUCGUCGGACGCAGGCUGGGGCUGCAUGCUCCGCUGUGGACAGAUGAUCCUGGCGCAAGCCCUGGUGUGCUGGCAUCUGGGCCGAGACUGGCGUUGGGAGAAGGAGAGACGCCCACCACAGGAGUACCAACGGAUCCUGCAGUGCUUCCUGGACAGGAAGGACAGCUGCUACUCCAUCCACCAGAUGGCUCAGAUGGGGGUGGGCGAGGGGAAGUCGGUCGGGGAGUGGUACGGUCCGAACACAGUCGCCCAAGUGCUCAAGAAACUGGCCCUGUUUGACGACUGGAACUCCCUGGAGGUGUAUGUGUCAAUGGACAACACAGUGGUGAUGGAGGAUAUCAAAAAGCUGUGCCGUCAGCCGAGCCGGGGCAGGCCGAGACCGAGCGCAUGCGGGAGGGCAGAGUCAUCGAGCACCACGGACUCAGCGAAGACAGGAAGCUCUCACCCCCCCGGGAACUGUGCGACGUCCUGUCCCCCCUCCCACUCAGAGUGGAGACCCCUGCUGUUGAUCAUACCUCUCCGAAUGGGAAUAAACCACAUCAACCCCGUCUACAUCCAGGCCCUCAAGGAGUGCUUUAAGAUGCCGCAGUCGCUGGGGGUGCUGGGAGGGAAGCCCAACCUGGCCUACUACUUCAUCGGAUUCAUCGGUGACGAGCUCAUCUACCUGGACCCCCACACCACGCAGUCAGCCGUGGAGGCGGAGCCUGGCGUUGCCGUGGACGACCAGAGCUACCACUGCCAGCGCAGCCCGCGGCGCAUGAAGGCCAUGAGCCUGGACCCCUCAGUGGCGCUGGGCUUCUUCUGUAAGAACGAGGAGGACUUUGACAGCUGGUGCAGUCUGGUACAGCAGGAGAUCCUGAAGAAGAGGAACUUGCGCAUGUUCGAGCUGGUGGAGAAACACCCCUCCCAUUGGCCUCCCUUUGUCCCGCCCACCAAACCUGAGGUGCAGACCACAGGGGCAGAGUUCAUUGAAUCGACCGACAAGCUGUUUGAAUCAGAAGAAGAGUUUGAGAUUCUUAACGUGUGAGCAGCCUUGGUGGGCGUGGUCUCUCGGAUGACGAGCAGCGGGUUUCUCCGGCCCUGACUGAUCACACUCCCCGCAGCAGAAGUGCCUCUGACCACACAAACACUGAGCACAGCCCUGUUACCAGUGCGCAAAAAACUCACACGCACGCUUAGGACAUACAUGAAAAACGUGGACUCCAACACAAGACUGAGGGAGGAGAGGAAAGGAGAGUUUGCAUGGACUUGCUUUGCUCCGGCGUACAGGAAACGCCAAGGAUCCGGCUCCCCCUAGAGGAUGGGAGUGUCUACUGCAGGCCCACGGGAAGGCUUGUGUGAACGAUGGGCCUGAAAAGGCCUCUUCAGUGCUGAGUCACACUGCAGCGGAGCGACUUCACUGUGAGGAGGACGGGUGUGACCAUCGUUUCUCUGCUAAAGCCAUCACCUCACGGACCCUACACUACUUCCUGCCACCAGGAGACAGAAAUAUGCAGACAACUUUUCAGUGUUAAAAAAACAGGACAACUUGUGUAUGAAAGUGCCUCAUUUUAAGAUAUAUUUAUAUGUUCUUGAAUGGUUAUGUUAAGGUUUUCUCUAGUUACCUGAAGGGUAGAGCAGUAUCUAUCUGCCCUGCAGGCCUAUGUAAAUA